GUUAGUGUGGCUGUGGACGCCUGGCUGCGAGGGUCGCUGUUGCGCGUCAGAAUCGAGUUCUAUAUUUAGAAAAAGGAAACGAAACGUAACGAACAUGUGAUACUGUCGAGAACGAGACUGAAAACAUUACACAUGGUUGUAAAGUUGGUCAGUUGUGACAGACAGUGACCGCGUGGUUGUGCCCGAGUGUGGUCACCCUGGAGUGCGAGGUGGGCCAACGAGCAGGUUGUGACGCCAGCCCCCGAGCAGGGCCAUCCAGAGGCAGCCGUGUGGCCCUCUGGCACUAAAUAUAUGGCUUGUUUACACCUCCAUAAACAAACGUCAUAUCGUAGUGUUGCUUUUUUACAUAGUGUCGAUUGUGCGUAACGUUGUAGAACUUAGGUGCUAUUUACUUGGGACUUCACCUGCGGGCGAGACGCGAGAGGCGUUGAGGAAGGAGUGCCGGCGCGACCUCGCUACGGGGCCAUGUCGCGGUCGGCGUCUGUGUCGGUGCCCCGGCGGGAGCUGUACGUGGUCCCGGAGCGGCGCACCUCCCUGGAACUGGAGGACGCCCCGCGCCUCAUGCACGACCAGCAGCGGGAGUACGACUCGUGGCCGUGCGACUCCUUCUUCCUGCUCCCCGACGCCGUGCUUACCAUGGACGCCGGAACAUUCCGUGCCGACCUCAUGUCCUUGGACCCGGCGCUGUCCGCGUCGUUGCCGGAUUGGGACCUGCCGGGGCUGACGGGCCGGUCCGCCUCGCCCGCGCGCGAGUCCUCGCACAAACCUCGCUCCCCGCACGCCCACGUGGCCCCGCGGGCGGACCGUCGCUCCCUCACGCUGCUCGACCAUCACGAGGGACUCACCGUCCACACCGCCGGCCAAGGAACCGUCCUCAUAGGUGGAGGUGGUGAUGGUCGAGACAGCAGUGGCGGGGCGGGGGGCAGUGCUCCCUCCGCCAACGGCCACUCCGGCCAGCAACAGCAACAGCAGCAGGACCAACAGCAAAACUCAGCCGCCGCCAGCAAGAAGAGCCCGGCCAAGAAGGGCUCCUCCUUCUCGCUGGUGGCCAGCGACAUCGAUAUCGGGGAGGGCGAGCCAGCACCUGCCCAGCGCGAACGAUUCCUAAUGGCCAUCGAUGCCCCACUCGGCCUGCCGCCCGUGCCUCCAACACGUGGGCGCCCCAGUGCGCCCGUGGACCAAGAUGCUUAUUGGUUUGCUCAAGGAGAUAACCCACCACCAAGUAAACAACAAAGAGCUUCCUUAGCUGGCCCUAAUGACCUGAUUUUUGGAGAAGAUGACAAGUCCUCUGGCCUGUCUUAUAAAGACAGAGAGGAACGUGUGCGGCAGUUGAGGGAGAAGCAACAGCUGGAGAAGCAGCAGAAACUUGAAGAACUUAAGGAACAGGCGGCAGCAGCACAGAAAUUCCGGGAGCAGCAGGAAAAUGAACGCAGGCGCCGUUUGGAGGACAUGAGGGUCCGAGAUGCAGAUAGACGUUCACAGGUGGAGGAGCGCAAGCGAAUAAUUCAGCAGGCGGAGCAAGAUCGCAGGGAAGCUGUUUUAAGGAAGACUGCGGUAAGGGAGGAACGUGAACAGCGCUUGGAAUCAAAAAGACGUAAUGAAAAAAGCAACAUAGUAUUUGCCUUUGGUAGUUCCACACCUCGUAUGUUGGAUCCCAAAGAUGGUGUCAGUACAUUCUGGGGAUCUCGUAGGGCUACCUCCACGACAAAUGUCCACUUAGCAGAUACCAAUAUCAGUAGGCGAGCAUCGGAGGGUGGAGACAUGGACCUAAGCCGUAAGCGCGCCACUUCAGCCCACAGCCUUGACAGGAAGCCAGAAGACAAAACCCCAACAAACUCAUCCCAAUCACGUUUCUGUGUGUGGGAGUUUGGGGAUAACUUCACUGCGCUGGGUCCCGCAAAUCAAACUAGUGGUGGUAGCGGCAACCUGGCCUCUCCCUCACCGGCCACGACACCCACAUCUUCCACGUGCUAUUCUCGUAGAACUGCUUCUGUAUUUACUGGGGCUGGGUGCACUUUUGGUGGUGAAGAUCUUAUGACAAGAUCAAUGACUGCAGCAAUCCCUGCAUCAGCAGCAAGACGACGCACCGAUCUGAUGCCAGCAAUGCCGAGUUUGCGAGAUUCAUCUGGCAGCACUCGAAGUAGUCCUCGCCAUCGAUCGCCAGGUAGGGCGUUGUCACUGGGAAGGCUGGAUGAACUGUCCCGGCCACGCCAACGCAACCCCCCUCUUGCACCCCUGCAUGAGACUACCCCUUCUUCUGUGCGCAUGAGUCAGCCUGCUCGCACCAUGUCCAAGAGCAUGUGUCACCUGGGCCCUCGACCUGCCAGAACCCAGACUGGCCACGCUCUGGACAUUACAAGUGGCCAAUUGGACAGAGGAGUAUCUCGCAGCUCUGUCACUCUGGCACAGCCUCGUAUGACACGUGCUGAGAUGCUUAGACAGAAAAAACUGCGAGGUGUAGCCUUGACAUCCAGUGGAGACAGCAGUACCAGCAGUACGAAGAGUAGCUCUACAACACAAGGCAUGCGCAGUGGAACGGUCACCCCGAACUCUCCCUCACGUCCCACCUCUGCAUUGAGUCAGGGAUCAAACAACAGCAGCCAGGUGUCCCUCAGAUCCCGCACCUCUCCCCGCAAGCCUCGCCCUCUCAGCAUUGCUGGAUCUUCACUCUCUUCAGCUGAUAAACCCAGAGAUGCCGUUCCACCCUCCAGGGAAAGCAGGCCCAUGGAGAGGAAAUUGUCUGUUGGCUCAACUUCAUCUACAAAACCUGCAAGGGCCAAGAGUGCAGGGUCUGACAGAAGUGCUCCAGCCACUCCAGCACGCACACCAGUAAAAGCUACAACACCCAAGAAAACUCCGUCACAGGUUAAGGCUGAGAAUGCAGCUAAAAAAGCUGUAGAGAAGAGUAAGUCAACACCAAAGACCAAGACUACUCCAAAGACAACCCCUCUGCAUUCUCCGGCAGUUGAAAGUAAACCUCUUCCUGGAUCAAAAGAAAAGAGGGUCUCUCCACAAAAGGAAGACAAACCUGCUGAGCAGAAUAACAAAGAAACUAAACAGCAGCUGACAGAAAAUGAUGCCACAACAGAAGCAAAGCCUGAUACUGCAGAUGCCAGUCAGGAGGCCCCAGUUCAGGCCCCUGUUGAGGAGAAACAGCCUGAAAAGGUUGUUGAACCCACUGCUAAACCCACUGCUGAACCCACUGCUGAACCCAUUGUAAAUGACACUGACGCUAAAUUGCAGCCCACUGAGGAGCUCACACCUGCUAAGCCACAAGAAACAGUUGCAAAAGAGCCUGAAAACAAUGAAACUCCAAAAGAAAAGGAAAAGGAAGGUUCUCAGGAGAACUUGGAGAAGACUGAGGAAUCAGAGAAGACAAUGAUUAAGAAGGCAACAGAUAAACCUGUCACCGGGUAUGCAACAGAGGAGGAUUACAAGGCAGCCCUUGCAGAAAAGCGGCGUCAGGCAAGAGAGGCCAAGGAAAGAGAGCUUGAAAUGGAACGCCAGAAACAGUUGGCAGAGGAAGAGCGUGAAAGAAAAGAGGAGCAGGAGUACCUCAAGAUGCUUGAAGACCAGAGGAAGGCUGAAGAGGAGCGCUUGAGAAAGGCAAUUGAGGAAGCUGAUCGCCAGCGAGAAGAAGACGCAAAGAAAAAGGAAGAAGAAGAGAAGCAGAGGGAAGAGAAUGAGCGCGUAGAACAACAGAAACGUCUUGAGGCAGAGGAAAAACUUCGCCGUGAGGAAGAAGAGCGUCAGGCCCGCAAGAGCCGUGUUGCAGCCAUCAUGGCAAGGACUCGUGGCAAGGGAGGAUCAAACACUCCUACCAAGGCUGAAGCCAAGACUCCAUCUGAUGAAAGCAAGGGCUUCAAUGAGAGUGACAUGAGCAGCAGCAUGACAGACUCCAUGAUCAAUGCUCUAGUUUCCCAGAGUGAAAGCUCCAGCCAGCCUCAAAGUGAUGCAUCAUCACAGCCUGCUCAGCCCUCAAGUGAUGCCUCAUCCAGACCAUCACAGCCUGAUGCAGUCUCUGAGAAUGCUGUAGUAGCUGGUGUUGAAACUGAUUCUAAGACACCCGCUGUCAAGUCAGCAACACCUCCCCGCGAUGUGACUUCAGCUUCCAUGGGUGUUGAAUUGACGCAUUCUAAUAUUGAGGUUACCCGAGCCACAGAGAACUCAAUGGUCGAUGACCUGAUUAGUGGUAUUGCCUCAGUUAAAGUUGAAGAGCCACAUGUGAAUGGAGAUUCCCCAGUGCCCAUGGACACGACUCCCACACAGUCUGUAGACUUGUUGGGAACCAUUAGUGAUGUACAUAGUGUAAAUCAUAACGGAGUAGAUAAUACGCCUGCACAGACCAGUCAAGGGACGGACAACCUCCUAGGUUCCUUAGAUCCUAUCAACUCAUCAAACAAUACCACAGCUGUCACUCCAGCAGCAGCAAACUUUGAACAGAUCAUUGACUUGGGUCAGACCAAGCUUAGUAAUGAGGAUGCAGUUAACAGCAACCCUCCUUCACCAUUUAUAGCAUUUGAGCAGAAUUUGAACAAGAAGCAGAGUCAGGAUAAUACAAGCACAGUUCCAGAUCUGUUGCUGUAAAAUCUGCAGUUUUGUUCAUAUUCUUGUAUGCUGCCUGAGUGUGAUUAUGAGAAACUCCAAAUGUGAUAGUAGCACUGGACCUUUGAAACUCAGCCUUAUGUGGUUGAGAAAUUGGAAGGCCUCCCUCCAUCACCCAACUCACAAAAGGGGUUAAGGGUUCAGUUCCCAAUGCCUCAGCCUCUAGUAGUGUGGCUUUUGUGCGAGUGUGAUACAGAGGAUCUGUUUAACGUUUCAUUAUCACUUGGCCUUUCCCCAGUCAAAAAGGAAAAUUAGUUGCCUUAAUUGGUUUUUAUAGUGCCAGCAUUUGUGACUUGCUGAAUUAUAAUGUAAUACAGUGUGUACAUGCAAGUACAAAUGCUGAUAAAAUGCUGGUUAUAAUCCUCAUGUAAUGUAUCAAUAGUCUUCUCAGAGAUCUGUCUUUCCAAAGGUUAGUAUCCUGUAGUAUGAGCCAAAAGAUUGCUUUACAGAUUUAACAGGCAAGAAGAAUAUUAUGACUGUGUUAUAGCAGUGUGUUCUGCUCUCCAAAAUAGAUAUUAUCCAUAUUCUUAAUAAUUCUAUGACAGUAGAUUGAAUGCAAAAUGUGCUAGUUAUACUUGUGCUAAAAUAUAUACAGAAUAAUUGACAGUUGUGUAAUAUUAACAGUGAAAGAAAUAUGUAUAAUAUAUAUAAAUAUAUAUCACCUCCAUGUUUUAAUGUUAUAAAGUUGUCCUUACAUGGAUUAAAUUGAGCAAGACCAGUGUUUUAUAAAGAAAAAGAAUCUGUCAUAUACUGAAUGGGUGCUAGUUGGUGUAGCAGGCUUGCCAUGAAUAAUAAUGAAAGAAAAUUAUACAAGUACAGGUCCCUACAAUCUGAAAUGAAUAUAAAAGGCUGCGGUGCAUGAUAAUUGACCAACUUCAAUCAGUAGUCAUAUUGAGAAUGACCUGUUAUUUUAGGCUCAGAUAAUAUUUUGGGUGACCUUGGGGGAAAACAUUGUUUAUCUGUAAGGGUUAUGAACCAGUCCAUACAUAAUAUACAUGUAUUGAAUUUGGUCUUUUUUAAGUUUUAUGAGUACAGUAUCUUUUGAUUGUGGUAAAGAUAACUUUUUGGGCUUGGUGAUAACUGACAGGUUAUGCUAAAUGACCAUUCACUAAUAAAACCAUGUUCUCCACUACAUAGGCAAUCCCCGCUUGGGAAUUCAGCUUCAUGGCUGCUACUCACAAGUUAUAGUGAAAUUGUAUUUUAGACUUGUUGAUAACCACUAAUAGUACUAUAUUCACCAGCUCUACUCCAUUCUACAUUUCUAUCUAUAACAAUGUGUUUCUCCAUCAUUUGCUUUGACAGAUACCAUGUAUAAAGUCAUUAUCUUGUAUUUUUAGGUAUUAGGAAUUGCUGUAUGAAGUCAUGUUUUCCCAUCUGAGUAAUUUUAUUUAUGUAGAUUAAGGUUUUUAUAUUUGAGUUGCAUUUACCCACGGUGCACCAAACUUUAAACAAAAAAUUAUAAAAACUAUAAAAGUUGGCCCACUUGCCUUUGUUAUAGUCUCAUUUAUAUUUUAUUAAAUGCUCAAAGAUAUCUUUCCCAUUUGCUUUUAUGUCUUAUUCAGUUUCAUGUCUAAUGGAUGUAAUUCACAGAUACAAGAUGGUUACAGUUUCAAAAAAGAAAAUGAAAUCUAUAUUAGUGGCUUCCUGCCACAUCUAACCAUGUUUCUUAUGCCAUUAUAAAUAACCCAAUCCUGUACACUAAAAUUCCUUGUAUUUGUAAAAGUGCUAUAUGUGGUAUAAAAAUCUACCAGUUAAUAAA
Molecule: messenger RNA, 6364 nt
Organism: Penaeus chinensis
Lineage: Eukaryota; Metazoa; Arthropoda; Malacostraca; Decapoda; Penaeidae
Product: MAP7 domain-containing protein 2-like
Exons: 18
Coding region: 466-4587 (1373 amino acids)
Biological process (GO): microtubule cytoskeleton organization
Cellular component (GO): microtubule cytoskeleton
Source: RefSeq, a predicted model, not a curated record